Molecule: messenger RNA, 631 nt
Organism: Geodia barretti
Lineage: Eukaryota; Metazoa; Porifera; Demospongiae; Tetractinellida; Geodiidae
Source: the annotation of a GenBank genome assembly
UUGACCUUGUUUUAGCGCGUGUGUGUGUGGUGAGAUGGACGACGAAGUGAUACGGAAGAGGUUGUGCGUGGAGGGGGAAGGAGGGAGCGACGAUAGACGCGUGCUGUCUCUGCUGAAGACAUUCGUCCGCUGGGCAGUAGACUCCGCACUGUCCCUUGAGGAGAGAGACGCCACCUACCAGAAGAUGCUGUUUACCCUCAGUCAGUGUGAAUUCUCCUUCACCAAGACUCAGCUGGUGAUGGACAUGAACAGGAGGGAGAUGGAGAGAUAUGAGGAGGUGUACAGUGAAAUAGGGCAGGAAAUCAAGAGGUCUCAGCAGCUGAUUGUGCAGUACAAGGAAGAGCUGAAGAAGUCUCGUGUAAUUCGUAAACACAGACAAGAGUACGACGCAAUGGCAAAGGUGAUCCAGCAGCACCCACCGCGGGCCCAGACAGAGCAAAGGAUCUCGGAGCUGGAGGUGCGUCUAGAGGAGCUCCUGUCAGCCCGCAGCAGUCUGCAGGAGAAGCUGGAGCUGAGGAAGAGGCAAUUCCAUGUUCUCCUCACCUCCAUCCACCACCUGCAGAGCCUGCUGGCCUCCGAGGACACCCCCGAUAGAGAGGGGGAGGAGCCUGUCACCAUGGACACCUCAUAG